AUGAAGAAGAACAUCUUCAUCAUACUUUGCACAUCGAUCCUACUUUUCACCCACUACUCUUUCCCCACCGAGGCAAAACACAAAAACCAUGGCGGCGUUUGUCGGCCGAGCGGGAAGCUGAAGGGGAAGAAACCGCCACCCCACAAAUGCAACAAAGAAAACGACUCCGAAUGCUGCGUGGAAGAGAAGACCUACAUGGCCUACCAUUGCUCACCGCCGGUCAGCCGAAAGCACCCGACGAAAGCACUGCUGACGCUGAAUGGCUUCGAGAAGGGGAAAGACAGCGGUGGGCCUUCAGAGUGCGACAACAAGUUUCACUCCGACAACGAGCGGAUAGUGGCGCUGUCGAAAGGGUGGUUCAAUAAGAAGCGGAGGUGUUCCUCAGCGGAAAGGUGCGACGCGACCCACGAUUACCAGCCGCUGUGUCCGAACAACGUGGUGGACGCGUCGAAGACGGUCUGGAAAGCUUUGGGUGUGCCGUCCAAGGACUGGAGGAGCUUGAAAGUUACUUGGUUUGAUGCUUGA
Messenger RNA from Linum tenue, 525 nucleotides. Lineage: Eukaryota; Viridiplantae; Streptophyta; Magnoliopsida; Malpighiales; Linaceae. The record is from the annotation of a GenBank genome assembly.